UUCUAUUAUAUUGCCCUAGUUUCAUUGAAAGCCGCCAUUAACCGUCGUUAUUGUGUCAAAACUUUCAUACAUUAUUAAAGCCAUAUUCAGCGGAAAUAAGAAGAGAGUGCAAAAUGGUGAAAUUUACAUUUGAUCCUUUCACGGUUGUUUUGCGAAAUUCAGACCGCCUUCCGACCAAAAUAUAGUUAGCAUAAAGAUAAGGGUUAAUAUUGGUACCGGCAUAGAUGAAUACCCGCGGGAAGCGACGCCGCUUGAGACACAAAUUAAAGACCCCGGGACGCAACGAAAUGUACUUAUUUCACUAUAUCCGCAAAUCCGCGCCAAUCACAAUGCAAAGAUUUGGUCACCUGACAAUUUCAAUAGCGAGAGAAUUAAAAACAACCGAAGCCGUAGACGUUUUCCGAUCGCAAGACGUCGAAAGAGAAUGGAGUUAUCAGUAUUUGUUUCGCAUGAGAAUGAACGGAACGUUCAAAAUACAGAAAUUCAUUGAGAGGAAGCAAUGAAUGAGAAAGCGACGCUAUCUUAACCAUUUUACUUCGAAAAAGCAAUGAAUGAACUGGGACUUGCUUUAUGUCUCGCCGUCGUUCUAAGCACUGUUAGGGACAAAGCUUCUGUUGGAGGUUACUUAGCCAUUGAAAGAAAAGAGGAGAAAAGGUUUGCUUUUUUCCGCAACGUCAAUAAAGACAACGCUCUAGAAGGUCAUGUGAUAUCAACGUAUUUAGUCCACUCCGAGCUGGAUUGUUUGCAAAAAUGUCUCUUGAACGCCAAAUGCUUGUCUCUCAACUUUCAACUUCUCAGCGCAGGGUCCCGUCACGUUUGUGAGCUGAAUGACGCGACUCGGUUGUCAUCUGCUCACGGGCUCACGUUUUGUGGCGGAUGCUCAUAUCUCGAACCUAUAGUGUUACCAAACCUGGGACAGGAAAGUUCAUCACAUGUGACAGACAGCCUACAGAACUCAGCUGCAUCCCCAGCUCAGAGCAGUCAAGAAGAGAUGCCCUUCGUGUCCACUGUCACAUCUCCGAUGGUAUUAUCAGCCCUGUUAACACCGUCAACGUCAACAGCUGUGCAAUUACCAAUGGUGUCGUCCGCGGCAUUAGUUCUAUCCACGUCACCAACAAUGUCCACCUUACCGAUGACGUCAUCGGCUAUUUUGGUUGCAUCUUCCUCAACAAUGAGGACGAUUGGAAUAUGUUCCGUGACAUCAAUUCUACAAAUGUCACCAUCAUCGGUCGUCUUAUUUAUGUCGUCAUCGGUUGCACAACUAGCAGACUGUGCCGAUGGCUGGCAUCAAUACAGAACUGGGUGCAUUAAGUUUUUCACUACCUCUCUAACGAAAUCGAAAGCGUAUCAAAAGUGUCAGGAAUUUAAAACUGCUGACCAAAUCAAGGGAAAAUUGGUCAAGAUUCCAUCCAGUGAUGAUAACGACCAAGUUGUAAGCCUAUCACUUAAGUCAGGAAGGUACUACAUUGCUCUGUCAGACUGGUAUGAGGAGGGUGUUUAUCGUUGGAAGGGACAAACCGACAAGGCCACGUAUUUUAACUGGAAGGCAGGCUACCCACAAGAAUAUAACAUUGAGAAGAAUAGAGACUGUGUGGUUAUCUCGACCAACCCCAGUGAUUAUUAUAAGAAGUGGACCACUGUCGAGUGUAGUAAUAGCUGGCAUUUCAUAUGCGAGUGUGAAGAUGCUUGUUCUUAAACUGGCAGGAAAAGGUCACUGCAGUUGUCCAAUUCACAAGGUUCUUUCUGUGACCCUUUGAGCGAGUACCGGGAGAGGGACCCUCAUGUGGAAAAGUCGGGGAAGCUCGUCGAAAAAAAUUGAAUUAAGCCACUACAGGAGAUCAAUAUGGGCGGGGGUCGAGCUUUAUUUGACCCUUAUAAAAUAGCACUUGAAAAUGGACAUGAGUGCAACCCUAAGAGAUACUUGGAGGAUUACUAGCGGCGUUUCCCCCUGAAUGCCCAAAGUGAGACCAAAAUCCGUGAUUUACACCCCAAAGCGAGAUGACGAGCACUCGUGACCUUUUCUCAUGGGGUCCUUCCCUCUUUCCCCCUUAGGGUUGAGUGUCUCAUCGAGUAGUCCAAUUUAAUUAAUCGUCGAUAACAGACAGACAAAUCAUAGCAGUAUUGGAUGGUUUAAUUUACCGUAGGCAAAGACAGAUGUAUUAAUUUCUUAGUAAGCAAGACAGAGUUACUUUAAAAUCAUUUUAUUUAAAAUUGGGCGCCACGAUUGCAUGAUCGUGUUGUCGGCUCGCAUGAAACUAUAUGGAACAAGACUGUGAUGUAGCAAUCAACCUUUGUUGGCUGUAUAAGAAAUUGGAGAAAGAAGGAAGAUGGAAUUCUUACAAACUUUUUCUAGAGUAUUUUUAUCAAACAAUGUGAGCGACACGCCGCACUUUCUAAAUCUCGAUUUCCCAAAAAUGUUACGCUAAGAUUUCAACUGGCUCAAGAGCCUCUUGAGUGGCUAAAUUGAGUUCUACAGCCCCUUAGCGUAGAAUAUAAAAAACAUUUUACUCUGAAAUGAAUUGCUCUAGCAAAGAGAGCUAUAAGGUACUAUAGAAAAUAGAUUGCACUAAGUCAGAAAGCAAGUGAAGCACUUAAAAACCAACUUGAUGUUAACUGAAACGUGCGAUACAGGGGCGUAGAAAGGAUUUUUCAAAGGGGGAUCACACUGUGUCAAAAUGAGGGUACUCACCAGAUUUUCGUGUCGUUUUUGCCACCUGUUGUAGGUUAUUUGCUUAAAAAAGGCUUACAAAUGGAGGGGUCAUGGACACCUCAGCACCCCCGCCCCCUAGCUACGCCCCAGCGGUAAAUGUAUUAGCCGUCUUAACAAGCUUGGAAAAGCUUAUAUUUCUAGCGUCAGCCAUCGUUGAAGCAAAAUAACAAACAGCUACUGAGUUUCAAAUAAAUACUCCAAAAUUUCCGUAAAACAAAAACAAAGUACCAAAAAAAAAAACUAUGAUAACUUCAGUAGAUAAUUUACUUAGGUGGCCCGAAUGUCUAAGACAUUCAAAUGGUCCGAAACACAGAGCACCCGUACUUGAGGGACGCUUGAGAGUCCUCGCUUAUCACGUACGUGCAUUGUGAAGAUCAUAAAUUUAUUUGUAGUCUAUAUCUGCCUCUUUGUCGUUCACUGACACAAACAUGACCAUGCGUGCCUGACCAACGUGAAGGUCUGCAACGUGAUCUCUGAAAACCGGCUUAAACAAAGCGAUACAGCUUGUGUAAAAUGCAACCACAGUACUCAAUCCUGAUACCAGGAAUAUGUUCACUGCCAGUCAUCCUUCCACCAGUUUAUCAAAUUGCAGUACAAUACUGAUCGCUUAGUUGUUAAGGCCUUCCAUUGGAUAUCUCAGUCAAUCAUUUCCUUAUCUAAGAGUAUCGCUGAUACAUAUUAGUUAUUCGACGCUUUCUAGUGGU
Orbicella faveolata is the source of this 3414-nucleotide messenger RNA. RefSeq lists its product as uncharacterized. NCBI's taxonomy places the organism in Eukaryota, Metazoa, Cnidaria, Anthozoa, Scleractinia, Merulinidae. The record is from RefSeq and is a predicted model, not a curated record.